UCCCGCUAUCCACUUGUGGUCACACCGGCGUCGUUUAUAAAAAAAUUGUGAAAUUUUCUCUAUUUUGUUGGAAAAAAUAAAAAAAAUGGGUUCCUCGUCGUCCGGAAAGAAGCACAAGAAGGACAAGAAGAACCGGCAUCGGUCGCGCUCGCCGGAUCGCCAGCGGCGGGCGACGGAGGACGAGGAUGUGACCCUCGACCUUACGGACGACUCCUCGUCGCGUCACAGACACCACAAGCACAAGAAGCACAAGGAACACAAGGAACAUAAGGAACACCGCCACAAGCACCACAAGCACAAGGAGCGCGAGCGGCCCAGCGAGGUCAUCUCCCUGGAGGAAUCGGACUCGGAUAGUUCCGAUUGCGUGGAGGUUCCGGUGCAGGAGCAGGCCAAGCAGGUGAGGGAUGCCAGGGAGUCCUCCAAUCGCGACAGGGAGCGGGAAUCUGGACGAGAGCGUGAACUUCUAAGGCAAAGGGAACGUGAGCGCGAGCAUGAGCGGGAACGUGAGCGGGAACGCGAGAGGGAUCGGGAAAAGGAGCGCGAAAGGGAGCGGGAGAAGGAGCGCCUCAGGGAGCGGGAGGAACGCGAAAGGGAACGUGAAAAGGAACGUCUCAAGGAGCGCGAGAAGGAGCGGCUCAAAGAGCGUGAAAGGGAACGCGAACGAGAACGAGAACGGGAGCUGACCGCUCCCCCACCGCCACAAAUCUCCAGGCAUGCCGAAUACGAUUCCCGGCGAGAGCGCGAGAUUGAGAGGGAGCGGGAGGCUCGCAAGCGAUCGGGCAGAGAACGCGAACGGGAACGUAACCGGGAACGCUCCCGAUCCCAGUCUCCACCGCAGGCCUCGCGCAAACCAGCCGCCAGGGAACGCGAGCCCUCUUCACGUUCCUUCUCGCCCAUACCUGAAAAUGGAGCCGGCGAUGUCCUUUCCAUUACGGAAACGAACAAGCUUCGCGCCAAGCUGGGCCUAAAGCCACUCGAAGUGGAUAGUGGCCCAAGCAAGGUGGCGCCGCCUGCAGCAAACAGUAGCCAGGCUGAGAACAAGAAAUCGUCUGGCGAGGCCGAUCUCUCAUCGUACAAAGAUGAAUGGGGCGAGUUCUUGCACAAGCCGGCCGACAACCUUAAGGAGAAAAGGCAGGCAGAAAAGCUGCGCGAGAAGCUCAAGCAGCGCAAGGAAAAGCGUUUUUUGGAGGAGCGCCUGGCUCGCAUUAAAACGCUGGGAGAAUCGGACGAGGAAACGGAUAAUGUAUCCAAGUGGGUGGACAAAAACAAGCGAGUGGUCAACGAACGCGAAGAAGCCAAGCGCAAGGCCAAAGAGCUGGAGGAGCUGGAUGAGGCCUUUGGUGUUUCGGAGCUGCUCGAGCAAGAGAAAACCAAAGCCCGUCAGCGUGCCUAUGGCGAUAACAAUCUAAAGGGCCUGCGAGUGGAUCACGACAUGGAUGAUUUCGGCGAAGGACGCACGGUUAUUCUAACACUCAAGGAUCAAGAUGUGCUUAACGAAGAGGAGGGUGAUACUCUAGUCAAUGUGAACAUGGUCGACGAAGAGCGUUAUAAGAAGAAUGUGGCCAACAAGAAGCAGAAUCCGCUCAGUUAUGGCUACAAUGUGUACGAGGAGCAGUACGAUGAACUGGGUAAUCCCAUAGAGCGUUCGGUGCUGGAGAAGUAUGAUGAUGAAAUUGAGGGCCAGCCGAAAAAACGAAAGAACUUUGUGAUUGGCGAGAGUAUGGAUGAGGAGCGGGAGCACAGACGCAAGCUUCUGGAGAUUAAAACCAAAUUAGCCGGCAAGCGUUUGGAAACUUUGGAGGAUACCAACUUGCAGCUAGCAUCGGACACAUACAGUACAGAAGAACUGGCCAAAUUUAAGAAGCCAAAGAAAAAGGUUAAGAAACUUCGCCAAAAACUAAAAGCCGACGAUCUUGAGCCUUUGGUGGAGCCGGGAACUUCCAAUUUUGGUAGUCGUGGUGGACGGUAUCGUGAUCACGAGGAUGAAGAGAUGGAAGUGAUUAAAACUGAAGUUAAAGUGGAAGCAGAGGAUGACGAUUUAGAACGCGUUUUGGCGAAGGCUCGCAAGCUAAAACAAAAGGAGAAUAUCAUCAAGAAGCCCUUGCCCGUCGACUUCGAGAAUAUUCAGCGGGAAAUUAAACCUGAACCCGUUGAGGACACCAGUUCAGGUGUGGUUCUUACCGGUGUGGAUGGCAACAUCGUAUUAAACGCCACAGCGGAGUUUUGCCGCACUUUGGGCGACAUUCCCACGUACGGUAUGGCGGGCAACCGUAACGAGGACUCCAACGACAUGAUGGACUUUGAUAAGACCGAUCAGCCGGAGGAGCACAUGGACACUCAUGACGAUGAGCCUUCCAUGAAUCACGGAACCUGGAAUUCAGUUAACCCAGAUGAAGUGAUGCAGCCCGCCGAUUUGGAUAAUCUGGGAGAUGACCUGGAGGAUCGUGCCAUUUUAGACGAGGAGCCCGACGUAGGAGCUGGCGUAGCGAAUGCCUUGCGGUUGGCUCUGUCUAAGGGAUACCUCGAAAAGGAGGAGAAGAAUAGGCCAAGCAACACAAAAAUGGCUCAUCUGCAGGCCAAGAAUUAUUCCAUUGAGGAUAAAGCUGCUGGUGAGGACGAAAAGGUUGGGCGCCGUGAUCGCUUUCACUUUGGGCCCAUUACGGACUUCAAGGACAAGGAGACCUUCAAGCCCAAUGUCAAGCUGGAUUAUAUCGACGACAAUGGUCGCAUAUUGAACCUCAAAGAGGCUUUCCGGUACUUGUCACAUAAGUUCCACGGCAAGGGACCGGGAAAGAACAAGAUUGAAAAGCGUCUGAAGAAAAUGGAACAGGAUGGGCUAAUGAAGACCAUGAGCUCGACUGAUACACCAUUAGGAACUCUGACCAUGUUGCAGCAAAAGCAAAAGGAGACAAAGACCGCUUAUGUGGUGCUCAGUGGCAACAAUAAAAACGCGCCAGGGGUCAGCGGCAACUCAAUAGCCAAGUUCAAGUAGAGAAGGAAGAAGCAAAGAAAAGCGAUUAAUUUACCAAGAUAACCAUAACCAAAUGCAAUAGAUACUUCCUAAUCCGCGUACUAAAUACUUAAGUUUUGAACUCCUAUUUGUGCAUCCGGCCCAAAUAUGUAAUUCUCUUCAUAUUUAUUCAAAUACACUUUGGAUUUAUCUUAA
Molecule: messenger RNA, 3166 nt
Organism: Drosophila subpulchrella
Lineage: Eukaryota; Metazoa; Arthropoda; Insecta; Diptera; Drosophilidae
Product: U4/U6.U5 tri-snRNP-associated protein 1
Exons: 6
Coding region: 86-2992 (968 amino acids)
Biological process (GO): maturation of 5S rRNA; mRNA cis splicing, via spliceosome
Cellular component (GO): U4/U6 x U5 tri-snRNP complex
Source: RefSeq, a predicted model, not a curated record